This is a messenger RNA of Purpureocillium lilacinum, 1314 nucleotides long. RefSeq lists its product as uncharacterized. Lineage: Eukaryota; Fungi; Ascomycota; Sordariomycetes; Hypocreales; Ophiocordycipitaceae. Gene Ontology annotation, molecular function: carbon-sulfur lyase activity. The record is from RefSeq and is a predicted model, not a curated record.
AUGGCUUCCGACAACACUACCGACCCCCCCAUCACCAUCACCGCCCGCUGCCUCUGCAAGGCCCACUCCGUCACCGCCUCCCUCCCAGCUUCCUCUCUCCCCCUCGAGGGCACCUACUGCCACUGCACCUCCUGCCGGCACAUGACGGGCGCGCUGCACUCCUCGAGCGUCAAGUGGCCCGGCGACCCGGCCGCCGUGCGCGCCCUGCGCCUCCGCGAGUACGACUUCUCGCCGCGCCUCAAGAUCCUCUUCUGCGGCGCCUGCGGGAGCCCCAUGUUCUGGGGCGACGGCGACGAGGCGCCGCAGCUGGAGCCCGGCGCGGCCAGCGGGAACGGCGAUGGUGGGUUCGAGGCGUUUAUGGGCGUGUUGUCGAAUAACGAUGUGCCGGGCGGCGGGGGGCUGCUCCGUGUGAAGGACCAUAUCUUUGUGGGCGAUACCGUUGACGGCGGUGCGGCGGUCUGGAUGCGCCAUCUGCUGGGCGACUCUUCUUCCUCCGGUGGCCCGAUCCCGUGCUACGCCGGAUGGCGCGACAAGAGCGAGCCCGUCGACCCGGCCGACAUGGCCGCGCAGGCACGGGCCUGUCACCCCAAGACGACGCCCCCCGAGUCCGUCCCCGUGCACUGCCGCUGCCGGGGCGUCGACCUCGUCCUGCGCCGCGGCGCCGCGGCCGCCGACUUCUCCGCCCUCAAGGACGCCUCGCAGCUGCCCUUCUUCGUCGAGCCGGCCACGCACAAGCUGCUCGCCAGCUUCGACGCCUGCGACUCGUGCCGCACCUCCUUUGGCACCGACGUCAUCAACUGGACCUUUGCGCUGCUCAAGCACAUUGACUUUGCCCCUUCCACCUCCACCUCCACAUCCACAUCCACAUCCACCUCUUCGUUCCCAGACUCCUCCCUCGACCUCAAGGCCGCCGUCUCCGUCCCCGCCGCGGACCGCGACCCCCGCCUCGGCACGCUGGCCUACUACGCCAGCUCCGACGACGUUCAGCGCUACUUUUGCUCCCGCUGCAGCGCGUCCGUCUUCUACGCCGUCGACGACCGGCCCGACAUGGUCGACCUCGCCGUCGGCCUGCUCGACGCCCCGGAGGGCGCCCGCGCCGAGAGCGUCCUCUCCUGGGCGCUCGGCGACAUGGGCUGGGCCGACGACAUGAAGGGUGGGUGGAGAGAGGAGCUCGGCGCCUCCAUCAAAAAGAAUGCCGAGGACUGGAGGAUCAAGAGCGGUAUCCCUGUCCCGUGGAUUCGCAAGCUGAGAGAGGAGCGAGAGGCGCAGAAAAAGGCAGCGGCGGAAGCAGCCCUCAUUGAAGGAAAGGCGUAA